CCCCAAGCACCCAUUCACCAAGCCAAGGCGCACCUCAUCUCCGGAAAUCUAGAGGAGGAAGAAGAAAGAUUCAAUUUUGUUUGUAUUUGGCAGUCAAAUCCUCGAUCUGACGAAGAAUUAAGCAAGCCAGCGACGAUGCCUUCGGAGUUCGCCGCCGCCGGGAAGAAGAAGCCGGCCUUGCAGAUCCGGCAGGUGUGGGCGGACAACGUGGAGCAGGAGUUCAAGUUCAUCCGCACCGUGAUCGAGCACUUCCCCUACGUGUCCAUGGACACGGAGUUCCCCGGCGUGAUCCACCGCCCCAACAAGCACCCCGCCGCGCUCACCGCCGCUGAGCGCUACGCUCUCAUCAAGUCCAACGUCGACGCGCUCCACCUCAUCCAGGUGGGGCUCACCUUCGCCGCCUCGCCGACCUCGCCGCCCGCGUUCGCCUUCGAGAUCAACCUCCGGGAGUUCGACCCGCGCGUGCACCGCCACUCGCCUGACUCCAUCCGCCUCUUGUCCUCCAACGGCAUCGACCUCGCAGCGCACCGCGCCCGCGGCGUGGACUCGCGUACGCUCUCGGCGCUGCUCAUGUCGUCGGGGCUCGUGUGCAACUCGGACGUGGUUUGGGUGACCUUCCACUCGGCCUACGACUUCGGGUACCUGAUCAAGCUGCUCAUGGGACGACAGCUGCCCAAAUCGAUGGCAGAUUUUCUGAAAUAUGUGCGCGUCUACUUCGGCCAAGUGUAUGACGUGAAGCACAUGAUGAGAUACUGCGGCGACCUCUUCGGUGGGCUAGAGCGCGUGGCGGCGACGCUCAAGGUAGAGCGCACGGCGGGGCGGUGCCACCAGGCCGGCUCCGACAGCGUGCUGACCUGGGACACGUUCCGGCAGAUCAAGCAGCUCUACUUCGCCAAGGAAGGCAGCGUAGAGUUUUGCGCCGGAGUGCUCUUCGGGCUCGAGCACGACGAGAAGAACUCCAAGCUGGCUUAUGCGCUUAGAUGAACAAGAGAGGUCAAACAAGCCUGGUUCUCUCUCUUGUACAGAGCUCAUUUGCUCCUCCUUUGUGUAGCUCUCCCAAACUCAAUUUGGGACAAUAACAUGAAAAAAAAGGGUUCUUUGGUUGGUUAA
Messenger RNA from Phragmites australis (common reed), 1110 nucleotides. RefSeq names its product probable CCR4-associated factor 1 homolog 11. Gene Ontology annotation, molecular function: poly(A)-specific ribonuclease activity; nucleic acid binding. Lineage: Eukaryota; Viridiplantae; Streptophyta; Magnoliopsida; Poales; Poaceae. Bases 136 to 984 code for a protein of 282 amino acids. The transcript has a single exon. The record is from RefSeq and is a predicted model, not a curated record. Gene Ontology annotation, cellular component: P-body; CCR4-NOT core complex; CCR4-NOT complex.